Molecule: messenger RNA, 1365 nt
Organism: Schistocerca nitens (vagrant locust)
Lineage: Eukaryota; Metazoa; Arthropoda; Insecta; Orthoptera; Acrididae
Product: facilitated trehalose transporter Tret1-like
Exons: 5
Coding region: 1-1365 (454 amino acids)
Biological process (GO): transmembrane transport; carbohydrate transport
Cellular component (GO): membrane
Molecular function (GO): sugar transmembrane transporter activity
Source: RefSeq, a predicted model, not a curated record
AUGGGGAGGCCGUCUGCUCUACGCAGAAGGUUGCCUCAGGUAUUCGCGGCCCUCUCAGCGACGCUGGGCGGCUUCUCGCUGGGCGCGGUGCUGGGAUGGAUGUCGCCGGCAACGAAGCCACUGACGCAAGAGGGCCUGUCCGACGAGACGGUGUCGUGGCUGGCGGGCGUGACGCCGCUGGGCGCCCUGGCGGCCAUGUUGGCGGCGGCCGUGCUGCUGGACCGCGUCGGCCGGCGGCGCGCGCUGCUGGCCACGGCGCCGCCCUUCGUCGCCGGCUGGCUGCUGCUCGCCUUCUGCCGGCACACCGCAGCACUGCUCGUCGGCCGCUUCGUCACCGGCUUCUGCGGCGGCGCCUUCUCCACCGCGGCGCCCGUCUACAUCGGGGAGAUCGCCGAGAACGACAUCCGCGGCGCUCUUGGCGUCUGCUACCAGCUCAUGCUCACUGGGGGUAUCCUGUACGUGUACGUGGUGGGCAAGUGGGCCCCGCUGGUGUGGCUGUCCGUGGUGUGCGCCAUCCCGCCCAUCGUCUUCUUCAUGAUGUUCUUCUUCGUGCCGGAGUCGCCCCUCUUCCUGCUGUCCAAGGAGAGACACGAGGAGGCCAUCCGAGCUCUGCACUGGUUCCGGGGCGGAGACGAGGCAGACAUCACUGACGAACUGCUCGAGACGGAGCAGGUGGUGACGGAGAUGCUGAAACGCUCCGGCUCGCUGCGGGACAUGUUCAGGUCGCGAGCUGCCGCUCGAGCCCUCGGCAUCGGUAUGGGUCUGCAGGUGGCGCAGCAGCUGUCCGGCGUUAUCAUCAUCAUCUUCUUCUCUGUGCCCAUCUUUGUGGCCGCUGGCAGCUCCAUGGACCCCAGCGACUGCGCCAUCGUUGUCGGCGCCGUGCAGGUGGGGUCGACGCUGCUGUCCACCCUGCUGGUGGAGCGCGCGGGUCGCCGCGUGUGGCUGGUGCUGUCGCUGUCUAGCAUGGGCACCUGCCUGGUUUUCCUGGGGAUCUACUUCCACUACCACGAGCACACUCACAUACCUGUGACUGGUAUCAGCUGGCUGCCGCUGCUCGCCAUGUGCACAUACCUGCUCACGUGCUCCCUGGGCAUCGGCCCACUGCCCUGGGCCAUGAUCGGCGAACUCUUCCCCGGAGAGAUCAAGGGUGUCGCCAGCUCCAUCUGUGGUGGCACCAACUGGAUCCUCUGCUUCAUCGUCUCCAAGACGUUUACCAACAUGGUGGACGCCUUCGGAACCGACGUCACUUUUUGGAUAUACGGAGGCAUCUGUUUUGGGGCCACUACUUGGGUCUUCUUCUUCGUCAUCGAGACUAGGAACAAGUCUCUCGCGCAGAUACAGAAGGAACUCGAGGGGGUAUCGUAA